AUGGAUGAAGGGAAUCACUUGAUUGCAUCUGAGUUUAUAUUUCUGGGACUCACUCAUUCAUGGGAGAUCCAGCUUCUCCUCCUGGUGUUCUCCUCUGUGCUCUAUAUGGCAAGCAUAACCGGAAACAUCCUCAUUGUGUUUUAUGCGACCAUUGAUCCUCACUUACAUUCACCUAAGUACUUCUUACUGGCUCGUCUCUUUUUCAUUGACUUAGGAGCCUGCUCUGCCGAUGCUUCACCCAAGAUGAUUUAUGAUCUUUUCAGAAAGCACAAAGCCAUCUCCUUUGGAGGCUGCAUUGUCCAAAUCUUCAUCCACGUCAUUGGUGGUGUGGAGAUGGUGCUUCUCGUCACUAUGGCCUUUGACAGAUAUGUUGCCAUUUGUAAGCCUCUCCACUACUUGACCAUCAUGAGCCCACGAAUGUGCAUUUUGUUUCUGGCUGCUGCCUGGGCUCUUGGUGUCAGUCACUCACUGUUCCAACUAGCAUUUAUUGUUAUUUUACCCUUCUGUGGUCCAAAUGUAUUGGACAGCUUUUACUGUGACCUUCCUUGGCUCCUCAGACUGGCCUGUACAGAUACCCACAGAUUGCAGUUCAUGGUCACUGUUAACAGUGGGUUUAUCUGUGUUGGUUCCUUCUUCAUACUCUUCAUCUCCUACAUCUUCAUCCUUUUUACUCUUUGGAAACAUUCCUUAGGUGGUUCAUCCAAAGCCAUUUCCACCCUGUCAGCUCACACCACUGUGGUCCUUUUGUUCUUCGGUCGAACCAUGUUUGUCUCUACAUAA
Molecule: messenger RNA, 780 nt
Organism: Herpailurus yagouaroundi (jaguarundi)
Lineage: Eukaryota; Metazoa; Chordata; Mammalia; Carnivora; Felidae
Product: olfactory receptor 4F3/4F16/4F29-like
Biological process (GO): G protein-coupled receptor signaling pathway
Cellular component (GO): membrane
Molecular function (GO): olfactory receptor activity; G protein-coupled receptor activity
Source: RefSeq, a predicted model, not a curated record